UUUCUCGAUUGUUCUAAGUAUUUGUGAUGUAUAACACAUGUUGUACUAGUCUUGUUGUACUAGUUCUGUACCGUGAAUGUUUCCUGGGAGUUUAAUGUAUACACGUGGAUUAAUACGUAGUAUGAAUUGUUCAAAAAUCAGUGUUAAACCUUGACCCGGUGAGCGAUAAAAGCCGUUUUAUCAAGUUCACCUAAUGUACAUUGUCAAAUGGUGCAUGUUUAUUGAAUAAAUGCAUGAAGUGGAUUUAAUUUAGCCACAUAAAACCAAGAGCAGACAAAAAAUGUCGGAGUGUCGAGUUCUCAUCGCUAUGGAUGGUAGUGAAGAUGCCGCCAUGGCACUUAAAUACUAUGUGGAGAAUAUCCAUAGACCCGGUUACUACGUUAUUCUGGCCCAUUGUGCAGAGUACAUGAAUGUUAACUUUGGAAUGGUUUCCCUGUCACAGGCAGACCCUACAAUAGUAGAGCGAACAGUAAACGAGGAAGAAAAACGAAUCCACGCUCUCAUUGAACAACUGAACAAAAUUCUGGAAUCCCACAAUUUAAGCGGUGAAGUGGUUCGCAUUCAAGGUGAAGGCAAUCCUGGUCAUGACAUAAUUCACAAAGCAAAUGAGAAGAAAGCGGACAUGAUAGUGACGGGGUCACGUGGUAUGGGUAAAUUAAGACGAACUUUUAUGGGCAGUGUGAGUGACUUCUUGGUUCAUCAUUCCCACAUCCCUGUCCUCGUGUGUAAGCACGAAAAACACGAACAGCAACACUGAUUAGUGUACAUCUUAACUAUAUUUUGAUAUAUACUACAUUCUACAUUACUUUGGUCUCUAAAAUACUUUAUUAUGUUUUCAAUGUUUUUUAAGGAGCAAUAUAACUUCAAAAAAUAAUUUUUAAAAAGUUUAAAAUUUUAAAAUAAUAACAAAAACAUUUGAAUUUCAUAUUGAAAUGAAAUGAAUCCUUUUGGAUAGAACUCUUUUACCGAUAUAUACAUGUACGAAUAAAAAUAUUUGAUAAUACAUGUAUUAGAUAAGCAGUGGGGCUUUGUAUUCUUGCAGCUUAGGAAACCUUUAAGAUAUUGUUUGUGUGCCCUUUUCUGAUGGUCUGACUAAAAACCUUUUGUUCUCUCAUCUCCAAAAAAAAAAAGAGUCCUCAUAUUUUCGAGUGUUUUUGAAAAAAAAAACUACCUAUCGACCCAAAACAUUUAUCCUUAAUUGGGAGAGUGCAAGCAAAAAUAUUUUUAAAGAUAGCCUUACUCAAUUUUUUGUGAGUUGAUAGUGAGUCACUGUCUUAUGUACAUGUAAUUUUGAUGACUGUGUAUGUUAUAAAUACUCAUAAAUAUUGUAUGGAGUUAGUGUGAGUUUUAACGUUUUCAGAAUGGCACUGAAAUAAAACAUUUUGAUUUA
This is a messenger RNA of Saccostrea cuccullata (small rock oyster), 1390 nucleotides long. Its product is annotated as stress response protein NhaX-like. The transcript has 4 exons. The coding region runs from base 281 to 757 and encodes 158 amino acids. Lineage: Eukaryota; Metazoa; Mollusca; Bivalvia; Ostreida; Ostreidae. The record is from RefSeq and is a predicted model, not a curated record.